Molecule: messenger RNA, 3801 nt
Organism: Closterium sp. Yama58-4
Lineage: Eukaryota; Viridiplantae; Streptophyta; Zygnematophyceae; Desmidiales; Closteriaceae
Source: the annotation of a GenBank genome assembly
AUGGACUUUGGUGGCAAGAUAGAGGCGCAGGACAGCCAUACACCUGCUCUCACCGCCGCUAGGGAGUACGUGGAGGAGCUUGAAGCUGGCUGCGAGAAGCUGGAGGGUGCCACGUGGCUGAAACGAGUUGCUGAUGUGGCAGCAGCUCUGGACCAAUCAGGGCGUUCUAUUGCAAGGCCAGCAAAUGGCGUGACUAAAAGUAGUGCAGCUUGUCACCCCGACGCAGCUGAAACAGUAGCAACAGCUCCAACUGCUGCUCAGCUAAGCAGCAGGUGGGUGGAGGCAUCAGCUGUGGUGGAUCAUCUCUUAAUCAACGUAUGGGAGGAUUUCUGGCGUGUCGGGAGUGUUGCCGGUGCGGGGGAAGACCUAACGCGGGUGGCGCGCGCGGGUGGCGCGCGCGAAGAGCUAGCGCGGGUGGCGCGCAAGGUCGUGGCGUCCGUCCCCGCUGCCGCUUCUCCGCGCUCUCGCCAUGAUUCCCCGCCGAGCGCGACGGAGCGAGAGGAGGCCGAUUCAGACCUGUACGGCGUGGAUGCAUCGGCCGCUACUGAUAAUGCUUACGGUAGACAUGGCGACAGCGAGGAAUGUUUUAUCGGGGAUGAGGAUUCUCCCCAUUAUGUGGGAACAGGGGACUGGAAAGCAGACGGGCCGGGACUAUCGGCGGAGGAAGAGGAAAAUCUGAGAGGCGGCGGUUACGGCGGCGGGGAGGAGGGGAGUGAGCGCGGCGGAGUGGCGGAAGGCGAGGGGGACUUGUACGGUGACGAGGAGGACGCGGAGGAGGAUGCGGAGGACACGGAGGGCAUGGAGCAGAAUGACGAGGCGGAUAUUAACGAGGAUAUAUAUGGCGGUGGCGGCAGCGACGGGGAGGGGGAAUUGAGCGCGGCGGAGCGGGAAGAGGGGGCGGCGGGGGAGGGAGUAAGCGGGGAGGAGGAGGGCGAGGGGGAGGAUUUGUACGGUGAGUGCGGCGAUAGUGACGCGGGGGAGGGGGAGGAACACGCGUGGGGAGAGGAUUGGGGCGGUGACGCGGGCGACGAGCGGGGAUUGGAUGAGGGGGAUGCGGAAGAGCGCGGAGAGGGAGGGGAGGAAGGGGCAGGGGUGGGCGGAGAUGGGGACGUGUAUGGGGGGUGGGGAGAGGAAAUGCACAUGCAGCAGGGCGCGUGGGGGUCCGAGGAGGGACGGCUGUGGGAGGAGGUGGGCGAGGGGGACGAGGAGGAGGGAGGUCACAGUGAGAGGGAGAAGGAGCAGGAACGAGGGCGGGAAGCAGGGAGUGCAGGGGAUGGGAGUGCGUUCGUGACUUCGCCUCCACGCACCUUAGAGCCGCCGUGUGCGGAGGAUGCCCCCUGCUUGAGCACGCUCUAUCAGCAGCUGUGCCACGUGGAAGAACGCGCAGCCGAGGAGUACCCUGGCUCUGAGGAUCUGUACGAAGCCACGUCAGCACACGCCAGUGACACGUCAGCACUGGACGAGGCAGCAGCGGGCAGAGAAGGCACGGCGGCAGCAGAGGGCAGCCACAGAGUGGCGCGCCAUGGCGGUCUGCCCCAUCCUAGCCUGUCUCAUCCCCCCCUCGCUCAUGCUGCCGCCCUGCCGCAUGCUGCCCUGCCACAUGCCGCCCUGCAGGGUUUCCGCCAGCGGGUGCGCCUCUCACUGGACGUGGAGGUCGAUGCUGACUCAUCCUACCUCGCCGAUGACGUCAGCGGUGACGACUUCGGCUUCACUAGCGAGGAUGCUAGUAGCGAGGUGCACGGGGGGGAGAGGGGCGUGCCGGGCGGCGCAGCAGCAGUGGCGCGCUACCUGGCGGAAUGUGCUGCUGAGGGCGCUGAUGGGGGCGACAGUGGGGGAAGAGGCGUGGUGGAGGGGCAAAUCGCAUGUGGCAGUCCCGAAUUGCACCCGGCAUUUGAUGGCGCUGGUGCUGGUUUUGACGGUGGCUUUGAUCAUGCUGCUGCUGCUGGUGACAGCACCUGUGACAUCUACGUGCAUGUGCAGCGCACACAGGAGAGUGAGUGCGAGUCCGGGGAGGAGCUAUUCAGCCACACGCUCAGCGGCAGCAGGGGCAACAGCGGUGGAGAAGAGGCGCGGGCAGCAGGAGCAGUGGGCGCAACAGAAGGGGUGCACAUGGCGAUGCAUGGCGGCGGGGCGAGUGGCUUGGCAGGGCCCGCUGGUGUGGCGAGUGGCACGUGGCAUGUGGGGCUGAGCCCGCUGGGAGGUGCAGGCCGGCAGCACGGCGAGGCGGUGGGAGUGGGUUUCAGUGACCAGGCACAGGGCGUGGGAGUGAGGCAGCAUGACGAUGGGGCAGCAGGCUUGGUUGCAGCACAACUGGCAGCAAGAAAAGCAGCAGCAGUGGCAACAGCAGCAGCAGCAGCAGCAGCAGUGGAAGCAGCAACAGCAGCAGCAGCAGCAACAGCAACAGCAGCAGCAGUGGCAGCAGCAACAACAGCAGCAACAGCAGCAGCAACAGCAGCAGCAACAGCAGCAGGUAGAGGUUCAGCAGCAGCAGAAGCAGGCAGCACAAUUGCACCACAAGCCCAGUUCCAUCCCAGCAACUCCCCAACCGGUGCGUUUGCACAUGCUAUAAGCACGGUAGCAGCAGCUCGUCUGGCCCGCACCACCUCCAUGCAACCUUCUGCCCCCCCCUACUCUGCUGCUGCUGCCACCUCUCCGUAUUCCACCACUGCUGCUGCCGCUAUUUCUCCCUUUUCGGCUGUUGCUAUUGCAGCUGGGGCAGUGCAGGGUGGUGCACCCCAAGGCAAGCAAGUGCCCGGCCUCUCUCCCACGGGGGCCUUUGCUCGCUCAGUGAGCAUGGGGGCAGCAACGCACGCGGUGCCGGCAGCAGGCAGAGGUGGGGGUCUGGCCAUGCGGGGUCUGCAGGUGGAGCUGCCGGGGAAUGGGGGUAGAGGUGGCGGCAGGAACACGAGCAGCAGCAAAAGCACAGGUGGCACUGGUAAGAAGGUGGGCGCUCAUCUGACUGGCGCUGCUGGUGCUGCUGCUGGUGCUGGUGGUGCUGGUGCUGCAGAGAUGGGGAGCAAGGGUGCACUGAGCAAGUCCCCCUCUUGCGCUCGCCUGGCCUCGUCCCUCUCCCCGCCCUCUCGCCGCAUGAAUGAGCUCCUCUCCUCCUCCACCCGGCCACGAGUCCCAGUAAAGACACCCAAGGGUGAGAAGGGGGGUGGCAGAGGGAGUGGCAAGGGUGGGCUUGGUCAGGGUGGGGGUGGCAGAGGGAAGGGUGGGGGACGGGAAGGUGCUGGUGGGGCAGGCUACACCACAGGGAGGUUGCUGCAGGCAGAGCAACAGAGGAAGAGGCAGCAGCAGCAGCAGAAGCUGCAGCAGCAGCAGAAGCUGCAGCAGCUGCUGGUGAAGGAAACUCCGAACAAUGCCGCCCGAGCCAACUCCAACAGUGCUACAGCAAGCAGCAGCAGCAGCGGCGGCGGCGGCGGCACUGCUGCGUACAAUCGGUCUGCUUCUCUCGCACGCAGCACCUCCAAGCUCAUGCGAACAGCCUCUGCAGUGGGCGCACAGGAGAAGGCGGGGAAGAGUGGUGGCAGUGGUGCUGGUGCUGGCGAGGGGACUGGAAGAGGGGCUGGAGCACUUGCUAGGAGUAACAGCACCGUUGCUGCAGCAGCUCUCGCCAGGAGUAGCAGUACUGUCGCUGCAGGAGCAGCGGCAGCAGGAGUGGAGGCAGGUGCAUCUAGAGCAGGGCUGCAGCGCACCAAGAGUGGAAACAAACUCAAGGCGGCAGCGGGGAAAAGCAGCGCUGCCAAGUCCCCUGUGCUGCCUGCAAGGGCAGCACAAAGGGUGUAUGUCGGCAAGUAG